CUCUAUGAUUAGGCUGAAAUAUUGACAACUUUUAAUUUGAAAUGCAGAAUAACUCCUGAGAGGAUCUAUUUUCAAUCUUUAGUGCGCAGCCGAUACACAGGUUUAUAUACCACAGACGUCCAAUGCUUAACCUGGAAGGCAGGAGUUUUCAUGUUUAGACACUUUUUAAAUAUAUUUUUUAAUCAAAUUUUUCUUUUUCUUUCUGUAAGGUGGCUACGUGGAGCCUCCUCCUGCCAUUCCCCAAGCGGACGCUAGCAGCUGUGGAGCGCGAGCUUUCCAGCUGCGCGCGGACUCCUUCCCAGUCCCUGACAGCUCGUGCAUGCAGGAGAGCGCCUUUAACGACAUCCAGCAGCAGUUUGGGGACAUUAUGUUGCCCAGCAACGGCUAUAGUGGCAGCAACAACAAUAACAACAACAACAACAACACCAGCAGCAGCUACAGCGUCUCCCUGCCUCCACCUCCCACCUUCCCGCUGUCCUGGUGCCAUGGGCUCUCCUCUGACGCGGACUACUAUGGUCAUGGCAUGGCUCCCUGUUCCCCACCAGAGUCGUUGAAGCUCUCCAACCCCAUGGAUUACAACAGCUACUCGCCACAGGACUCUUUCUCCUCUUCCUCCUCCUCCUCCUGCUACGACUCACCCACCAGGAUGGAGUCCAGCUACCACAGCUUCACCUCCGAGCACUACCACUAUCAACAUUGCAACCUCCAGGACUGUUACUGCCUGCCCCACUAUUGGCCCGGCCAACAGGAGAGCUUCUCUGCCCCUGAAUAUGCACCUUACUACACCCCCACGGACUAUCCAUACACAUCUCCUGUGGAAGAGAAUUUUUUUAAGAGGGAUUUGCAGAUGAGCUCGGAAAUGUGUUACAAUGUACUAUGAUGAGACCCUCAGCAGUAUUGUUUUGUCUUAUAAUAUUAUAAUAUUAUUCAGGUACUCAGGAAGGCUGUUUGCUUGAUGGUCUUCUUUGCAUUUCACUGUGUGCUCUGACUGGCUCUUGCUUUGGUGAAUUGAAUAUGAUGAAUGUUGAAUGGAUGGAUAGACCCAUAUUUUUGUAUCAAUUACUUUUUUACUACUAAGAUUUAUUUUCAUACAUGCAAUGUGUCGCUCUACUAAAUAAAAUUUUUGUUUU
Molecule: messenger RNA, 1130 nt
Organism: Centropristis striata (black sea bass)
Lineage: Eukaryota; Metazoa; Chordata; Actinopteri; Perciformes; Serranidae
Gene: pou2af3
Product: lnc RNA pou2af1
Exons: 2
Coding region: 320-880 (186 amino acids)
Source: RefSeq, a predicted model, not a curated record